CUCCCAUCUUUUCACCCCCACACGACUUCCCAAACCCUCACUGCUUAAAAGGGGAAUCACCACUGAAACCAUCCUCCGUUCCCGUCACCGCUCUCUUUGAACCCUGGAAGAAGACUUCUCUGCGACCCACGGGGGGAGAGAGAGAGAGAGAGAGAGAGUUGGAGAGAGAGGGAUGAAAGGUGUUCGCGGUUUCAAUGGAGGAGCAGCCUCGUCGGGGUCGACUUCGGCGGCGGAGGCGGUGGAGGACUACGUGGGGCUCUCGGAGGCCGCCUCCUCGCACCCCGCCACCGCGGAGGAGGCGGCGGAGGAGGGGAGGAGAGAUGAGGACGAGGAGGACCUGGAGCUGGGGUUGAGCCUGGGGGCGAAGAAUGCCGCCCGCGGUGGUGGCGGCAAGGUGGCGGCUGCGCCGUGGGGGCAGUCUUGCAGGAUUCUGACUGCCAAUGACUUCCCUUCUCUGGUGUACCGUCCUUCGCCUAGGUCGUCCUCCACAUCCUCCGUUUCCUCCUCCUCCUCCGCUGCUUUAGCCGGUGGAGCCGGCGGCGACGGCGUCGCCGGCACUAAGAGGGCCGCGGACGCCGUUGCUCCGGACGUCGUCGGAUCCGAUCACCCACCCAGUCAGGCAGUGGUGGGAUGGCCACCUAUAAGGGCAUUCAGGAUGAACAGCUUGUUUAACCAAUCGAAAGACAACACCUCUGGGACUAAUUCUGCCGCCCACAAGAAGACCAACAGCAGCAACACCAAUAUGAAGGAAGCCAAUGGGAUCGAUGGUCGGGAUAACAAAGGGAGGGCUGCUGGGUGCUCUCGCUUUGUUAAGGUGAACAUGGAUGGAGAUCCUAUUGGGAGGAAGGUGGAUCUCAAUGCUCAUCGCUCUUAUGAAACCCUUGCGCUCGCUCUGGAGCUCAUGUUUCACAAACCCGCGAUGGCCCUCAGUACCUGUUGCGUCUAUGGUGUGAAGGCCUCAAAGUUGUGGGGGGGCUCCUAUGAAUUUGCUCUUACUUAUGAAGACAAGGAUGGGGACUUGAUGCUGGUUGGAGAUGUCCCUUGGGGGAUGUUCUUGGACACUGUCAAGAGACUUAGAAUUAUGAGGACCUCCGAUGCCCGUGGGCUUGCUGCAAGGUUCCAAUCCUCCAAUAACUCUUACAAGCCUUGAAAGGAGAUGAAAGAACAAGUGCUGUUGACUAAAUAGAGAAAAAGAAAAAGGUAGAGAAAUAGAGAAAGACAAGGUCGUUUCCUUUUUGCUUUUCUCUCGGGUCAAGCCAGGAUCACAACCAUCCAUUUGUGUUUGAUUUUGGCUAAAUGACCCCUUCUGUUAGGUGGGUUGCUAAGUACACCAACCAAUAUGUUUUCAAUUUCUCUGUAGCUCCAUGCACAUGACCAGUAACUAUAUGUGAAUGGUGCUUCCAAUACUGUAAGUAUUGCUGCCUGUUUUGCUUCAAGAUUUGAGGGAUAAGAUGAGGUUUAUCUGUUUCAACAUAUCCAAGUGAAAUAGAUGAUUUUGGAUGUUCACUGUUGUUUCUCGACUUGCAAAAAUUUUCCCCAGUAUUUUUGCUCUUGUA
Phoenix dactylifera (date palm) is the source of this 1556-nucleotide messenger RNA. The record is from RefSeq and is a predicted model, not a curated record. NCBI's taxonomy places the organism in Eukaryota, Viridiplantae, Streptophyta, Magnoliopsida, Arecales, Arecaceae.